Scleropages formosus (Asian bonytongue) is the source of this 8900-nucleotide messenger RNA. RefSeq names its product protein TANC2-like. Gene Ontology annotation, biological process: regulation of dendritic spine morphogenesis. The record is from RefSeq and is a predicted model, not a curated record. The transcript has 26 exons. Gene Ontology annotation, cellular component: dendritic spine. NCBI's taxonomy places the organism in Eukaryota, Metazoa, Chordata, Actinopteri, Osteoglossiformes, Osteoglossidae. Gene Ontology annotation, molecular function: protein binding. The coding region runs from base 441 to 6509 and encodes 2022 amino acids.
GGUCCUCGUGUCCACGGACCGCGCGCAGGGUGCGGGUUCUGCGCGAGGCACAGCGCGGGGAAGUGAAGUGUUGUGAUGCUGGUGGUGGUUGUUGUUGUACUUGUAGUUGUGAAUACCUCCCGCACAGCCAGCACAAGCUGUCACUCCUUCGGCGUUCUGGAAAGACCGCAGAAGAGGCUUUCGUUGAUUUAAAGAAAAGAAAAAAAGAAAAAAGAAAGGGAAAAAAAACAGCCGUCAUUUCAAACCCGCCGCGCGCGUGCUGUUAUAAGGCGCGUGACGGAGCGCUCUCCUCCUCAGACGUGGAGUCGGCGCGCGCCCCGUGGGCACCAUGGUCUGCUAGAAUCUAGCGCAGAAACACACGUUUUUUUUGGUCAUUUGACGAACGGGGAGACGCCGGGAAGCUCAAGAUACCGCCAUAGUCCCAUCAGACUGGCGCAGCUAUGUUCAAGAACAGCCUGAAGAUGUUCCUCAGCGGCGGCAAGUCCAGCCGCAAGAACCGUAACAGCGACAGCGGGAGCGAAGACCCUGGCGAUUUCCGGUCGACCUACGCCGACCCACGACUCGGCCACCUCACCCAAGGUGGCGGCACAACCAAAAGUGCACACACCUUUGAGGGCGACUAUGGCGUCUCCCCGCUGGCGGUGACUGAAGGCAUGCAGCAUAUCCGCAUCAUGGAGGGCGUGUCCCGCUCGCUGCCCUCCUCGCCGCUGCUCUCGCACCAGGCCAUCAGCAUGCGACUGCAGCCCUUGAAGAAGCUCUCAGGUGAGGCGAACCAGGAGCUGGGACCCCCUCCGUCGGUGGACGAGGCAGCCAACACCCUAAUGACGCGGCUGGGCUUCCUGCUAGGUGACAAAGUGAACGAGGGGCCUGCAGACACGGAGUACAGCAUGAAGGAGCAGGAUGAGCAGCAGGGCUUAACUGUGACCCAACGGAUCAGUCCCUGCUCCACGCUGACCAGCAGUACUGCCUCCCCGCCUGCCGGCAGCCCCUGCUCCACCCUGCCCCCCGCCGCUCCAGGCAACCAUGGCAACCAGGACUGCGCCUACGGCUCGGUCGCCAGUCCCACGUCCACCCUCGAGAGCAGGGACAGUGGCAUCAUUGCCACGCUGACCAGCUACUCGGAGAACAUGGAGCGGGGCGGUAAAUACGGCGAGGGCUUGCAGGGUGGUGCAAAGCUUCACUCCCAAAAGUCGGCCAUGGAGUCCUGCCUCUACCGCGUGGACGAGAACAUGACGGCCUCCACCUACAGCCUGGACAAGAUCCCCGAGAGGAGCCUGGAGGGCGGGUCCUCGGCCAAGUCUAUCCCGCUCCACCUCAUGCCCCGGCCCAACUCCGUGGCAGCCACAAGCUCUGCUCACCUUGAGGACCUGGCGUACCUGGAUGAACAGAGACACACCCCCUUACGCACCUCCCUGCGAAUGCCUCGGCAGGCCAUGGGGGCGGGGCGGGCCGGGCAGGACGUCCGAGUGCGGUUCACCCCCUACCGCCUCCCGGACAUCUCGCUCAAGCCGCUGCUCUUCGAGGUGCCCAGCAUCACCACGGACUCCAUCUUCACUGGCCGCAACUGGCUUUUCCAGGAGAUCGACACCCAGCUGCGCAGCUCCAACUCCAGCACCAACCGUGGGGUGGUGGUUGUGGGAAACAUUGGCUUCGGCAAGACUGCCAUUGUGUCCCGCCUAGUGGCUCUCAGCUGCCACGGCAUCCGAAUGCGUCAGAUUGCCUCGGACAGCCCCCACGCCUCGCCCAAACAUACAGAAGGCCUCCCUCUCAGCCAGGCCCAGCCGGCCCCUGGAACCCUAGGUAGAGGCAGCUGUCCCGGCACACCUGAGAUGAGGAAGCGCCAAGAGGAGAUCAUGAGGAGGCUCGCGUCCCAGGUGGUGGCGUACCACUAUUGCCAGGCGGACAACGCUUACACCUGCCUGGUUCCGGAGUUUGUGCACAACGUGGCGGCGCUGCUGUGCCGGUCACCGCAGCUCCUGGCCUACCGGGAGCAGCUGCUGAAGGAGCCCCAUCUACAGAGCGUGCUCAGCCUGCGCUCUUGUGUGCAGGACCCCCUAGCCUCUUUCAGGAGAGGGGUGCUGGAUCCCCUGGAUGCUCUCCACAAAGAGAAAAAGAUCACUACGGAGGAGGAUCUCAUCAUUCUGAUUGAUGGACUGAACGAGGCAGAGUUUCACAAACCAGACUACGGCGACACUAUUGUGUCUUUUCUGAACAAAACCAUCGACAGAUUCCCGCCCUGGCUGAAGCUGGUGGUCACUGUGAGGACCUCUCUACAGGAGAUCACCAAGCAGCUCCCCUUCCACUGCAUUUCACUGGACCAACUGGAGGAGAACGAGGCCAUCGACCAGGACCUGCAGGGCUACAUCCUGCACCGUAUCCACAGCAGCCCGGAAAUCCAGAACAACAUCUCGCUCAAUGGAAAGAUGGACAGCACCACGUUCGGCAAGCUGAGUGCUCACUUGAAAGCCCUCAGCCGCGGGUCCUACCUGUACCUUAAGCUGACCCUCGAUCUGAUUGAGAAGGGCUACCUGGUGCUGAAGAGCUCCAGCUAUAAGGUGGUGCCCGUGAACCUGGCUGAGGUCUACCUGCUGCAGUGCAACAUGCGCUUCCCGACACAGUCGUCCUUCGAGCGGGCACUGCCGUUGCUCAACGUGGCCGUGGCCUCGCUGCACCCGCUGACGGAUGAGCAGAUCCACCAGGCUGUGAACGCCGGGUCGGUGCGGGGCACCCUUGGCUGGGAGGACUUUCAGCAACGCAUGGACAACCUAUCCGUUUUCCUCGUCAAGCGGCGCGACGGCACCCGGAUGUUUGUGCACCCCUCGUUUCGGGAGUGGCUCAUCUGGAGGGAGGAGGGUGAGAAGACCAAGUUCCUCUGUGAUCCUCGGAAUGGGCACACCCUCCUGGCCUUCUGGUUCUCACGGCAGGAAGGCAAGCUGAACCGACAGCAGACCAUCGAGCUGGGCCACCACAUCUUGAAAGCACACAUCUUCAAAGGCCUCAGCAAGAAGGUUGGGGUUUCAUCAUCCAUCCUGCAGGGGUUGUGGAUUUCCUACAGCACGGAAGGACUUUCCACUGCCCUAGCAUCACUGCGCAACCUCUACACCCCAAACAUUAAGGUGAGUCGGCUGCUGAUCCUCGGAGGCGCUAAUGUGAACUACCGCACGGAAGUGCUGAACAACGCGCCCAUCCUAUGUGUGCAUGCACACCUGGGCUACACUGAUACGGUGGCCCUGCUGCUCGAGUUUGGGGCUGCUGUCGACGGAGCGUCCGAGAGCGGUCUCACGCCGCUGGGCUACGCUGCCGCUGCGGGACACCUGCCCAUAGUAACUGUCCUGUGCCAGAGGAAAGUCAAGGUGGACCACCUGGACAGGAAUGGUCAGUGCGCCCUGGUACAUGCAGCCCUGAAGGGCCACCUGGAGGUGCUGAAAUUCCUCCUGCAGUGCGACUGGACCUUGGGUGGGCCUCCGCAGGGGGUCAGCAAGAGUCACGCUGUCCAGCAGGCCCUCGUCGCUGCGGCCAGCAUGGGCUUUGCUGAGAUUGUGUCAUAUUUGCUGGAUUUACCGGAGAAGGACGAGGCUGAGGAAGAACGUGCGCAGAUCAACAACUUUGACACGCUUUGGGGGGAGACAGCCCUGACAGCAGCGGCAGGACGAGGGAAGUUGGAUGUGUGUCGUCUGCUGCUGGAGCAGGGGGCCGCUGUGGGCCAGCCCAACCGCCGGGGAAUCGUCCCACUCUUCAGCGCCGUCCGCCAGGGACACUGGCAGAUUGUAGACCUCCUGCUAACCCACGGGGCAGAUGUCAACAUGGCAGAUAACCAGGGCCGCACUCCCCUGAUGAUAGCUGCAUCCGAGGGACACCUGGGAACUGCCGAGUUCCUGCUGACACAAGGUGCCUCCCUUACCCUAAUGGACAAGGAGGGGCUGACGGCCUUAAGCUGGGCAUGUUUGAAGGGACACCUGCCUGUUGUGCGCUCUUUGGUGGAAAGGGGCGCUGCGACCGACCAUGCGGACAAGAACGGUCGCACGGCGCUGGACCUGGCCGCGUUCUACGGAGACGCCGAGGUGGUCCAGUUCCUGGUGGACCAUGGGGCCCUGAUUGAGCACGUUGACCUCAGCGGUAUGCGUCCCUUGGACCGGGCAGUGGGGUGCCACAACACCUCAGUAGUGGUCGCUCUGCUGAAGAAAGGGGCCAAAAUAGGUCCAGCUACCUGGGCAAUGGCCACGUCCAAGCCUGACAUCAUGAUUAUCCUUCUAAGCAAGCUGAUUGAGGAAGGGGACAGCUACUACAAGAAGGGGAAGGUGAAGGAGGCGGCGCAGCGUUACCAGUACGCUUUGAAGAAGUUCCCACGCGAGGGCUUCAGCGACGACCUCAGGACUUUCCGCGAACUCAAGGUGGCCCUGCUGCUCAAUCUGUCUCGCUGCCGCAGGAAAAUGAACGACUUUGGAAUGGCUGAGGAGUUUGCCACCAAGGCGCUAGAGUUGAAACCAAAAUCAUACGAGGCCUAUUACGCCAGGGCCCGCGCCAAGCGGAGCAGCAGACAGUUCCCCGCAGCCCUGGAGGACCUGAAUGAAGCCAUCAAGCAGUGCCCCAACAACCGGGAGAUCCAGCGUCUCCUGCUGCGAGUGGAGGAGGAGUGCCAGCAGGUUGCCCAGCAACAGCAGGAGCCUGAACCGCCCGCUUCCUUGCUCCCUUCCCCGCCCCCGCCCGAAGAAAACCCCCCAGUUCUUUCUCCCGAGCCGCGGCUAGACGAGAUGGAGCCCGUGCAGGACUUGUUUGAAAACGAGUAUUACAUGAACGAGGACGUGGAGGAGGUGUCCGUCGAUCACCUUCCGGAGCCACGCUCGGACCCCCCUGGCUUGCCCACCAUUCAGAACCAGUUUCCCUCCCCGCCUGCGGACGAGGCGCCGUACGUCUCCGGACUCUCUCAACCCGGCCAAGCCUUCAGCGACCGCCAGCCCACGCCCCCUUCCGUGUCUCCUCCCCAGCUGUCUCCCACGCAUCAGAACUCCCACUUCCAGGUGAGCCCCCUGUACACAUCCCCGGUCCACCAGGCCUCCACCUAUGACUUUGUCCCCCCGGCGCAGAGCAAGGACUGCCAGAGCCCCCCGCCGUCCCCGCUGCGCCGCGUGCCCCAGUACCAGGGCAGCAUCGCCAGUGAGGGCAUGGGCCUGUAUCGCUCUCAGUCAGGCUCCCCAGUGCGCUACCAGCAGGAGGCGCCCGUGGCCAAGCUGAGCAGCCAGCACUCGUUCCAUUUGCAGUCCCAGCCCUCUCAGGUGUCUCAGGCCCAGCUGGGCUUCAGGCUGCAGCCCGCCAAAGCCAAGAUUGUGCGCACCAACCAGCCCGGUUCUGCCAUGCAUCCCGGCUCCAUCCUGGGCAGCAGCGCCUACAGCCAGAUGGCGCACUCCAUGAGCGGCCGCUACCCCGGCGCCCCGGUGGAAGUGGAGAGCCGGCUCAUGUACCAGGCCUCCUUCGACGGGCGGCCCAUGACACAGGUGCAGGCGAGCCUGAGUUCCGGGGCCCUGUGCCAACACGGCGGACAGCCCGGGAUCUCGGAGCCCAGCCUGGUGAAAGACGAGCUGCCCCUGCGGCCUUCCUCCGCCUACCACGCUGCCGGCCGCUUCGGCCACACUCCCCAGAUUAGCCGCAGCCAGUCCGCCGCCUACUAUCCCAUGUCCAAGCAAGAGCUGGAGCGUCCGACCGCCCUGGGCCAGUGCCAGCUGGGACCGCCCGAGAACACCCCGCUGGGUCACCGGGCCAACAACACGGAACUGAAGCCCCACAGGCCGACACCCAGGCCCCUCAUCCACUCGCAAAGCGUGAGCCUCCGCUUCUCCCCCUCUACCAGCAGCCUUUCCGCAGGCUACCCGAGCAACUUAGUCCCCGGCUUCCGGUCCUCGGCCUCCGUGCAGCAAAUGGAGAUCCCCCUCAAGUCGUCGUACGAGGUCUACUGCGACGACCUCUCGCCCGUCUCCCCUCCGCAGGGUGGUGACGGCAGAGCCAUGGGAGCUUACCAGGUGGAGGCGCCCCGAUCCCGCACCACCCCCUUCAUGGGCGUCAUUGACAAGACGGCACGGACUCAGCAGUACCUGCAGCAGACGGCGCGGCCCUGGGCGGUCUCCUCCCUGGACAUGGUCAUUGGCAACGCCGCCUCGUCCGGGAGCCUUGCUCCGCAGGGGGGCCUGGGCCCAGCCUACAGCCCCCCCACUUCACUAGGGAACAUCGCGUACUACAACAAGACCAACAAUGCCCACAACGGGCACCUCCUGGAGGAUGAGUACUACCUGUCGCCGCAGGCGUUCCCCCUGAGCAAGGGCGUGGGCAGCUCGCGAGGGGACCUCCUGGAGCGUGUGAGCCAGGCACCCAUCUACCCCGACGUGAAGGUGGCGCGGACUCUGCCCGUGAGCCAGGCCUACCAGGACAGCAUGUACCGGCAGCUCUCGCAAGACGCCAGGCAGGGCCCCACGUCCCCCAUCAAACCAAAGAGACCCUUUGUGGAGUCGAAUGUGUGAGGGGGAGGCUGCGGGGGUGCGAGGGUGCGAGGCCUCGGGCUGCAGCGUGAAGAGGCGCAGGAUGAUCCGCAGGAGGGUGACGCGUCAGGGGAAAACGGAGCGUUGACAUAUCCCCGCACACACAUACGCACGCACUGGUCCGUUUUGGCUUUGCCUCACACACCCAUGGAUUCCAACGUAACAUUAACACAAAGGCUGUGAAACCACUGGCAAAUACAGUAUUGGGUGUUUUUCUGAGCGUGUUCGUCAGGCGUGUAGAGCAUGUCUGUGUAAAGUUUAGCAGCCACGUGCAAAAGAUUAAAGAUUUGAGACGGAGUGUUUCGAAUAUUGAUUUUUAAAAAAAAAAAAAAAAAAAAAAAACGGUGGCUGAUUGGCAUCCUGCAGUUGACUAAGAGCGUAAGAGCACUGGAGGUCUGCGCUGUUCACACUGAUCCCGAGGCCUCCGGACCUCAGCUCACCACCGGCUGCUUGCGACCCGGGAAGCGGCGGUUAAGGCUCGGGUCGCUCGAUUGUUCCCUCCCGCGGAAGAGACGGACUCUCUCUCUCUCUCACCCGACUCCCCACCUAAAUGAAACGGAAGUCUGCACUCGAGCGAGAUUAUCUUCUGCACCGCUAUUGAAAAUAAUAAUGCUCAAAUCAAACCUGUAUUUAAAUGUGUUAUUUAUAAUUCUAAGUUAUCUAUACAUGUUGUAUUUUUUUAGUUAGUUUUUUUUUUUUUUUUUUCCCGCUUCAUUUACCGUUGUCGGUAGCCACACUAAAUUUAUCUGGAAUCGCUUCUGGGGAGGCAGCAUUAUGAAUCUAAUUACAGUACUUGAAUGUUUUCACAUAUUUUCUAGACAUGCUAUCUCCUUUUGUAUCCGUUCCACCUUUGUAUAUCACUGUUUCCGUUUAGACAUUCUUGCAACUGAAGUGAAACUAGCGCACAACUGUACGUCCUAUGGCCUGUGCUUUUAGGGGUGGUUUUAAAACUGUACUCAGUAUGGUGGGCUACAUCUUAACCUAAAUAACCUGCUGUAAAUACACACAGCUUUAUAGAGCUAUCGCUGUGCAUGCAGCUUCGUAAGUGACGUAGAAGGUCACAGGUCAUGUCUCGGUUUUCUCUUUCUCUCUCCGUACGCAACGGUGGACGCGCCCUUCGAAACGCGUACUUUGAAACAAACUGCAGCGUCGCCUACGGGAGGGGCGAUCGUUCUCCGGGGGGAUGCUGUGGCGCCGAGUCGAGCGUUGGCGUCGACCUCCGGGACGGGCUGUUCGAAGGUCACCUUGUACCGUACGGCAGCAGCACGCGGGAGGACAAACGUGCGGUGUUGCGGCAUUAUGGUCCGGUUUCAUUGCAGCCUUUCAUUCCAGGCAAAUUCCCUCCCUAGGCGUGGAGUCGGGCGCCCUGUGAGCAGCGGUGCCGCGGAGCGAUGAGUUACGAUUCCUCUUCAUCUGCUCCCAAGGGCUUUGAGUUAAGAGGGAAUGCGGGACGUGCGCAAGUAGGGGGAGAUUGCCGCGAGAGUACAAAGCGGCGGCUGCACGCCACACGAACGUAUUUUUACGGAGGACCGUACCUUCGUGACUUGUUUUUCAGUGCCUCUGUUCUCAGAGUAACCACAGUGAAAUAGACCUCUUUUAAUUUGAGGACGUAUAGCUUCCGCAGCACUGACGGCGGCACGCGUCGGCCCCGAGAGCGCUCGUGAUGUUCACUUCUGCUUUGUGCCAUUUCACUCAGUAGUUAAGGUCCCCUGCCCCGAACGCGGACCCUCCCUCCGACUCGACGGGAACUGCUCAGGAGGACGGUUCCCAGCAGGCCCGCCAGUUCGCUACCCGUACCCCGCCGAUCGGACGUCCCCUUGAACGGAUUCGGUCGUCCGAGGUUGGGGAUCGGUGGCCAUCUGUGUGACAGAAAGAGGAUAAUCUCCUGUGUAUUUGUAAAUACUGUAAUAUUCUGUUGUAAAUAAAGGCUGUAUUUAUCACUGACAGAUAGAUGUUCAUCGGUAACACGGAGAACACGUGCUCCUCACAUCGGAGUCCCCGGUCAUGCCCGGCCUUGGCUCGGGGAGGCUGCCGCCGCGGUAGCUCCCGUUGCGUGGCGGGUGUGACGGAUGUGCUCGUUGAGGGAAAAGCUGCUUUUCUCCUGAACGGCCUUUUGGAUUGAGCCAUUUGGUUUGCUUUUUAUUUUAUUUCUCUUUUUUUUUUUUUCUUUUUUCUUUUUUUUGUUCAAUAUAGCUGCUCUCCCUCCUCCUCACUCUGUCGUGUUGAAUCUGUACCAUUGCAAUAAAAGCCUUCCCCGUGUUGUGGCAACAUGUGGUGGUGUUAUUGGCACAGCCGGAGACUCGUCUCCAUGCCCUGUUCGCCGCUCGUUCGCUGACCGCAGCCGUCGCUCAACGCCGACUUCUCUUUCAGAUA